AGUACGGGCGGGUUUUCAUCUACUGUUUUACGUCAUUCAGGUUAAUGGGUGAUAAAGGAUUUAAGGUCGUUAUCAAAUCGCCUAAUGAUAAAAUACCUAGUUUGACUGUGCAAUGCCUUUCUAACUGGCUGGCCAGUGACUUAAAAAAGUACUUAUCAGAGCAUCAUCCCGCUCAACCUAGUGUCCUAUCUCAAAGACUUAUCCAUGCGGGUAAGCUUUUGAAAGAUGAUACGUCAAUCUCAGACAUUUGUACUCAGGUCGAUGGGCUUCCUACAAUCCAUCUAGUAUACCCCAAAUCAAAACUAACGGGCGAUUCUAAUGUCAACAACCACCGAGCUGACAAUACUUUGUUUAAUAUUUCACCUGAGCAAAUGCAUAAAUAUCAGCAGGCGUAUUAUCAUUAUUUGCAAACGUUUUAUAUGGAGAAUCCUCCAAUAAACCAAACUGAGUGCCAUACGCAGGAUUACUGUUACCCUUACUAUUUUGGGACAGGGACUGUUAUGCAAAUGCUUCCCGGGAACUAUAGUUUCCCUAACAAUGCUUAUGUUCCACAAACUCAUAGCUCUUCACACCAAACAACCCCAAACAAUUCAUCUAGCAAUACGCAACAAUGGAUUCAAAGGGCGCAGACACUUUUAUCUAAUUGGGGAGUGUUUAAUGGUAAUCAGCGUCAGAGGGAAGCGGAUGAGGUAUUACCUAAUGAAGAUGGGGUUAACCAAAGAGCUAACCAAAUUCAACCCCAAGCAGCACAAGAAGUGGUGCUUAAUAAUGCAAUACGAAAUAAUGAUCGACCCGAUGAAGAGGUUAACGGGGUGGGAAAUAUGGACAUAGUUGAUCGUUUUUAUAUGCUUUUUCGACUUUGUCUUUUCGUGGGGCUUUGUUUCGCAUAUUCAUCUUUGGACAAGGCACUUAUUGUGUUCUCAGUCGCUGCUUAUGUAUAUCUGUAAGUUCCCAACUAUUAUUUUUCUAAUGCCAACGUGUUUAGUACAAACGAGCGGAGUUUAUUAUUUACUUAUUUGCAUCACAAAAUAUUUCAUACAACAGGACAUCGGGAAUGUGUUACGGAGGAGAAUAACGUGUAGAAAAGAAAUAGAAUAUGAAAGGGGCACUCAGUCAUGCACGAAUUAGAAGCUGGUAUAUGUGUGUUUUUGGCCCAAGCUACUAUGGCACAUUCACACAGCGAAACAAAAUUACUAAAGCCUGGUAGCACGUUGGCGAUGACUGUGCUGGUAGUUAGUACUAGCCAGAGACAGGUUGUAGUCUGCUCAAAGUUGCGGUAGAUGGUACCUGUUAUCUGACCUGCGGCCACCUAAACGACUCACUUCUGUGCCUAGACGCCCAAUCUGUGCAUUCAAGUCUCUGGCUAGUACCAUAAUAUCUGUCGAAUACACUUUCUGUAAAUGAACUGUUAAGUGGUGGUAAAACUCAUCCUUGAUAGCAUCCGGGAUGCGAUCUGUCGGAGCAUAGGUUGAAAUUACGAAAAGACAUUGUUUCCCAUACCGACUUCUCACUUUGAUGGCGCUUUUUAAACUAACAUCACAUGACCGACUGUUAAUGGGGAUCAAAUUGACUAGUGUUGUCUCGGCUCUAGUGCUGAGUAAAACACUAACGCCAGCAAAGCCAGACAAAGCUGUCACUGAGUCUCUGGAUGAACAUACGUUAAACAAGCUGUCCGAUACGACAAACGGAGGGGGAAUUUGUAGUAUUUCACUAGAGUCUUGAAUAUGGAGAGCCAACAAACCAAUAACUUUUUAAGAGAAUGCUGUGAGGGACCAGCUUCGAAUAGCUGUACCCGUAACUCUGAGGUCACACUAUCAGGUCGCCAAGACUACCACUAUCCUAGAUUUCGUUUCGGUUCCUUCAAGAAUAAAGAUAUCCAUUCACGACGUGGAUGGCCGGAAAAUGACGACCAACACCAUACUUUUAACAAACCUCGAGAUUGUCUUGUUCACGAUCAAAUCCUUACCUAAUCUCUAAUAAUUCACUCAUUUUCAAGACUAACCCUUCUUGCGUAUCUGAACUACAUGUUGGAGCUUUUAAUGCUUGAACCUUGUGUGUGUCAGAUAGAACAACAGGCCUCUUUAGAUAGAACUCUAGAAUAUUACGCUAUCGAUAUAUGCUGCGUCUCCGAAGCGCGCAUACAGGAUCCGAGUACGGUCUUUCAUUUCACCUCACUUCUUGAAAAUAAACAGACGGCGCGAUUUCCCCUUCGUGUGUAUGAAGACCUUACUGCCAUUUCCCUUGACCUCGCUGGCAUAGGUAAAGCAUUGUGUUCGAAAGCAGAACAAAAUUGUUUAGACUGGAUUCUUACAGACAGUCGCAUAUGGGUUGUCCGACUAAACGGAACAGUAAGAACACGAAAAGCCAGUGACACACACACCGUUGCAUCUUUGUUGUCUCUGCCUACGAUAACACUGAUUUUAGCUUAGAUGAAUUUUAUAAGAAGCUAUGGUGGAUGGUGAUUUUAACGCUUAAACAGGUAGACUAAACCAAACGGAGAUUCAUUUAGACAGAUCUCACAGUGCCACAGCUCAGAGAACAGAUGGUGACCGUCUGCUGCGAAUAUGUUUGGAUGAUCAUCUAUAUCAAGCAAGCAUCCACUUUAGGUAUAAGUAAAAACAUCGUCUUGCGUGGUGACCUCCACAAUCGACUCGACGAUAGACUCAAACAGAUCACAUUCCCAUCAGUUAUUGUUGAAGACGCUCGAUAGAAGACUACCGCUGAUUCUGGAGUGCAUGUUUAAACCCAGCUCAUGCUUUAGUUCAAGCAAGUAAAUGUCUGCAUCUUAGUAAAUGCAGAAAAGCCAUAGAAAGAAAACCUCUUAGAGUUUAACAUAAUGAUGAAAAGGUUAAGAACAUAUUUCAGGAACAACUAGAGCAGGAGUUAGUCAACCACGAAAGCGAUAUCCACCUCGAGGCAGUUUGGAAUGAUAUCUAAAAUGCUGUGGAAACAGCAGGUGCAUCCACUCUUUGUUUUCCUGCCAAAUUCCUUAUAAAUGGCUUUGUUUUCAUUUCACUAAAUUAUAUUUCUUCUUGAAUCGUAUCUUUGAUCGCUAAUCUUUUCUAUUACCAUUCAUGCUGUUAUUACCUCUACUAUUCUGGGAUUUGGUCUGAAAAUGUCAUCUUUCUGUGUUAUUUGAGUGUGGUAACCUGAACAGAUGUAUAUAUGUUAUGUCCCGAUAAGAAUAAUGAAUGGUAACUUUGGGAUCCGUUUAAGGACCAGUACUAUGUGUAUAUUUUUAAUCGUAUAAUUGUUAAAUAACGGAAGUAUUCAUAUCCAUUUACUAUAAGUUUUAUUUUGACCUAUGAACUAUUAUUAUACGAUUUAUUAUUCUUGAUUUAUGUCCUAUCAUUUACUAUCUCCUUUACUCAUAGCCACAUUUAGCUAAAUCUUGUACAACUGUUGUUUCUUAUUUUAUGGCACGAUGUGGUCUGUGUGGUUGGUUGGUAUAUAAACCUAGUAUGUUUGAAAUAAAGGAUUCAUACCGCAGAGGCUGAGAUUGGUUUUCUGGACUUAUCUGACUGGGCUAGGCAGAAAGCAGGACCGAU
Molecule: messenger RNA, 3548 nt
Organism: Schistosoma rodhaini
Lineage: Eukaryota; Metazoa; Platyhelminthes; Trematoda; Strigeidida; Schistosomatidae
Source: the annotation of a GenBank genome assembly